This is a messenger RNA of Camelus dromedarius (Arabian camel), 872 nucleotides long. RefSeq names its product achaete-scute family bHLH transcription factor 2 (gene ASCL2). The transcript has a single exon. Lineage: Eukaryota; Metazoa; Chordata; Mammalia; Artiodactyla; Camelidae. The record is from RefSeq and is a predicted model, not a curated record. Gene Ontology annotation, molecular function: DNA-binding transcription factor activity, RNA polymerase II-specific; protein dimerization activity. The coding region runs from base 268 to 849 and encodes 193 amino acids.
CCUGGGGAGCGUCCGACAGCACGCGCGGGUCACGAGCGCCCCACGCUUCCCGGGGCGCACUGCCCGCCACCUCUCGGCUUCUGUGCCUCUCUGUCCACAGGCCCCAGACGACCUGGGACCACGAACCCUAGGGAUUCGCUGGGCGGCGCAGUGCCAGAGCGUCGUAGAGGCUUGAACGUCGUUCCUACGCCCCAGGUUCCUCGCCCCGCAACUUUCUGCGGCGCACGGGGACUCGGAGGAAGCGCCGGGCGAGUGGAUGCGGGCGCGAUGGACAGCGGCGCGCUGCCUCGGACCGCGCCCCCAGCGCCUGGCGUCUCGGGCUGCUGUCCCGCUCGGCGGCGACCAGACUCCCCAGAGCUGCUGCGCUGCAGCCGGCGGCGGCGGCCAGGCGCGAUAGAGACCGGGAGUGGCGCGGCGGCCGUGGCGCGGCGCAACGAGCGCGAGCGCAACCGCGUGAAGCUGGUGAACUUGGGGUUCCAGGCGCUGCGGCAGCACGUGCCUCACGGAGGCACCAGCAAGAAGCUGAGCAAAGUGGAGACGCUGCGCUCGGCUGUGGAGUACAUCCGCGCGCUGCAGCGCCUGCUGGCCGAGCACGAUGCUGUGCGCGCCGCGCUGGCGGAGGGGCUGCUGGCGCCAGCCGCGCGCCACCCCCUGCCCCGCGGGCCCGCCGGAACCCCCGCCGCUGCCACCUCGUCUUCCUGCGCCUCGUCGUCUCCUGGCCGCGGGCGCAGCUCGGAGCCCGGAUCCCCGCGCUCCGCCUACUCAUCGGACGACAGCAGCUGUGAGGGCGCUCUGAGCCCUGCGGAGCGCGAGCUGCUCGACUUCUCCAGCUGGUUAGGGGGCUACUGAGCCCUCCGCCUCGCGAGGUAAGC